Molecule: messenger RNA, 3616 nt
Organism: Eufriesea mexicana
Lineage: Eukaryota; Metazoa; Arthropoda; Insecta; Hymenoptera; Apidae
Gene: Past1
Product: putative achaete scute target 1
Exons: 13
Coding region: 443-3241 (932 amino acids)
Biological process (GO): endosomal transport; endocytosis
Cellular component (GO): plasma membrane; cytoplasm
Molecular function (GO): GTP binding; protein binding; calcium ion binding
Source: RefSeq, a predicted model, not a curated record
CAUUGCGCGUACUUUCUACCGACAUACGCAUGUCAGAUGCGUAUCGUAAGAAACGUAGGCAUUGACUUUCUACGUAAUCGAGAGGCAUCGCGUGUGUUACUUUCAUCGAGCAGAGUUGAUCGUUGAUCGAUUUCCUUCUUACAAUCUCGCACGUUCCUUUCUCGAUAACGUUGCUUCUUCCUAUUUUUCUUCCUAUUUUUCUUCCUAUUUUUCUUCCUAUUUUUCUUCCUAUUUUUCUACCUUUGCCACGUUUCACAAAACGUACAUAUUGUUCUACAACGUCACGUUAUAUGGUACCGUUCUUUCAUAUUUGUCGAUCGAUCGGACGAUAGUGAUGAACGAAUAGUGAAGGAAAACAACGAAACAUAAUAAGGGAAACACUCGCUACGUAACAUUAUCCACGAAUAUAAUUGAAUUAGUGAUAAACGUUCAAAUAUAUAUUAUGAGCGGGGAACAUGGUCGGAAAUCGAACUACAAUUCUCGACUACUCAUUACUGAGGUUAUGGUCUUGCUCCUUAUCGUUACUGGUGUUAUAUUGUUUGUCUAUAGCAUGACAUAUGCAUUCGCGAUCGGUGCCAGGAUCGAUCAAACUUCUAUGCAACUUGUAAUAUUUGUUUUUCGGCAUGGAGAUCGUAACCCUACGGAAACAUACCCAAACGACCCGUAUCGAGAUUACAAAUGGCAAGAAGGCUGGGGAGCUUUAACCAAGGAUGGCAUGUUACGAAUGUACAACAUUGGCCAGUGGAUUCGCAACGAAUAUGGCUCAAUAGUUGGCAACAAGUACAAAAGUGAUGUGUCUUUAACGCAGAGUAGUUAUGCAGAUCGAUGUAUAAUGUCUGCACAAACUUUACUAGCUGCUUUAUAUCCACCAACCAAAGAAGAAAUGUUUGUGCCUAAUUUGGCUUGGCGACCCGUUCCUGUUCAUUCUACCCCUAGACAUUUCGACAAGAUGAUCGUAGUUAAGGCUCCUUGCCCACGGUUAGAGAAAGCUCUGGAAGAAGCAUAUGCAAACGAAUCCCUGCAUCCAAAUACUCCAUCGGCCGAAUAUUAUCAAGAACUUUCCAGUUAUACCGGGAAAAAUAUCGCAACCAUCACCGACGUUGAAUUUUUGUACAAUACCUUGGAAAUCGAGAAACGUAAUAAUUUCAAGUUACCCGAAUGGACAAACAAGUAUUAUAAUCAACACAUGCGUAAAAUCGCAGCCCGUAGUUUAGCCUUAUUUACUAGCAAUACAUUGCAACAACGACUUCGUGGUGGACCAUUACUUAAACAUAUCUUGGAGCAUUUGCAAGCUUUCAACAAUGGUCAAGAUACUAGACGAGUGUAUCUUUAUUCUGUUCAUGAUACGACUAUCGUUAACUUGUUACGAACCAUGGGAUUCAGGAAUGAGUACUUUAAACCCGACUAUGGUGCGACGCUUAUUUUCCAAAUGCAUGUUUCAUCCAAUUUUCCAGAAGAUGUGGAAUUAAAGUUAAUGUACCUGAAUGACACAGAACUAAUGACACCGUAUUAUAUGAAUAUACCAAAUUGUAGUACGCCUUGUCUACUAAAGAAUUUAUUCAAAUUAUGGGAACACGUGCUUCCCGAUAACUGGGACAGCGAAUGUCUGUUAACCAUCCUUCCAUUACUAUACGAAAUGUUCAGCUGGUUAAAUCGGGAGGAAGGUGGUAAACAGGAUCUGUUUGAAAAUGUUGCGGAUGGUCUUAAAAAGAUAUACAAGUCUAAAUUGCUACCUCUCGAACAACAUUAUCAAUUCCAUGAUUUUCAUUCGCCUCAACUCAAUGAUCCAGAUUUUGAUGCAAAACCUAUGAUCCUUCUGGUGGGUCAAUACUCUACUGGAAAAACUACCUUCAUCAAGUAUUUACUAGAACGAGACUUUCCUGGAAUAAGAAUUGGCCCUGAACCAACGACAGAUCGCUUCAUUGCAGUUAUGUACCAUGAGAAAGAGGGCGUUAUCCCUGGGAAUGCUUUAGUCGUUGAUCCAAACAAACAGUUUCGUCCAUUAUCUAAAUUUGGAAAUGCUUUCCUUAAUAGAUUUCAAUGUUCUACUGUUGCAUCUCCUGUUCUCAAAGGGAUAUCCAUAGUUGAUACACCUGGUAUAUUGUCAGGUGAGAAACAAAGGGUUGAUAGAGGUUACGAUUUUACCGGGGUUAUGGAAUGGUUUGCAGAAAGAGUAGAUAGAAUCAUACUCUUGUUCGAUGCUCACAAAUUGGACAUCUCCGAUGAAUUCAGGCGAUUGAUCGAAGCAUUACGUGGUCAUGAUGAUAAAAUUAGAAUUGUUCUCAAUAAAGCUGAUAUGAUCGAUCACCAACAGCUCAUGAGAGUUUAUGGAGCAUUGAUGUGGUCCUUGGGAAAAGUUCUACAAACUCCUGAAGUAGCUAGAGUAUAUAUUGGAUCAUUUUGGGAUCAACCUUUGAGAUACGAUGUAAAUAAGAGAUUAUUCGAAGAUGAGGAACAAGAUUUAUUUAAGGAUAUGCAAUCGUUGCCCGAAAAUGCGGUAGUUCGAAAGCUCAAUGAUUUCAUUAAACGGGCACGAUUAGCGAAGGUGCACGCUUAUAUAAUCAGCGCUUUGAAAAAAGACAUGCCCAACGUUUUUGGUAAAGAGGCCAAAAAGAAGGAACUUAUAAAAAAUUUAGGUCAAAUUUAUGAUCAGAUAGAAAGGGAACAACAAAUUCCGGACAGCGAUUUUCCGGACAUGAAAAAAAUGCAAGAAGCUUUAGCUCAUCAUGAUUUUAGUAAAUUUAAUUCUUUGAAACCUAAAUUGUUGGAAGUGGUUGAUAAUAUGUUCAUUAAAGAUAUUGCUAAACUCAUGACUAUGAUCCCUCACGAAGAAACCGGCAAAACGUCGGAGUUACUCGUUAAAGGCGGUGCAUUCGAAGGUGUGGAAGAUCAAGUGAGCCCAUUUGGAUAUAAACGGGGAGAAGGUAUUGAUGCUGGCUCAGGUGAACCUGAAUGGAUUGUUAAUAAAGAAAGGUAUAAAUACAAUAUACUAUUCGAAACGCUCGAUCCGUGUGAUGGGAAAAUCACAGGGGCAGCGGCUAAAUCGGAAAUGAUAAAAUCGAAAUUACCAAACAACGUACUUGGGAGAAUUUGGAAACUAUCCGAUAUUGAUAACGACGGAUUUCUGGAUUCUGAGGAAUUUGCCUUAGCAAUGCAUUUAAUUCGUGUAAAACUCGAAGGUUAUGACUUACCUUCAGAAUUACCGGAUCACUUAGUACCACCAACGAAGCGGAACAAAUAAUUUAGUUCAAAUGUUGUACUCACCUCUUGUAUCUAUUCGUCGAUAUGUUUGGUACAUGUUUGGUGCACACAUUAUAUGAUCAUAUUUAUUAAUUCGCCAACACAGUAUCGCUAAAUACAUCGAUUAAUGCCGCUAGAUAUAUCAAAUGUUCGAAAGAGUACGCAAUAUUCACGAAGUUUAUUUCAAUAAAUAACUUUAUAUGACAUUCAAGUAUGCACGGUUUUUGCCUGACUAAGAUGUGAAAACAUUAGAAGAAAAAUGAAAAAGAGAGAAAGGAAUAGAAAAGAUAUAAUAAAAUGAUUUAUUUGAUUUAUAAGUUGUUUUUUUUUUUUACAAAUGGCCUAUAUAAUAUUAUCGAAGUAAAUCACGUACCCU